AUGGCGAAGAGCGUGGCCAUCGGCAUCGACCUGGGCACCACGUACUCGUGCGUGGGGGUGUUCCAGCACGGCAAGGUGGAGAUCAUCGCCAACGACCAGGGCAACCGCACCACCCCCAGCUACGUGGCCUUCACGGACACCGAGCGGCUGAUCGGCGAUGCGGCCAAGAACCAGGUGGCGCUGAACCCGCAGAACACGGUGUUUGACGCGAAGCGGCUGAUCGGGCGCAAGUUCGGCGACCCGGUGGUGCAGGCGGACAUGAAGCACUGGCCCUUCCGGGUGAUCAACGACGGGGACAAGCCCAAGGUGCAGGUGAGCUACAAGGGCGAGACCAAGGCGUUCUACCCGGAGGAGAUCUCGUCGAUGGUGCUGACCAAGAUGAAGGAGAUCGCCGAGGCGUACCUGGGCCACCCGGUGAGCAACGCGGUGAUCACGGUGCCGGCCUACUUCAACGACUCGCAGCGGCAGGCCACCAAGGAUGCGGGGGUGAUCGCGGGGCUGAACGUGCUGCGGAUCAUCAACGAGCCCACGGCGGCGGCCAUCGCCUACGGCCUGGACAGGACGGGCAAGGGGGAGCGCAACGUGCUGAUCUUCGACCUGGGCGGGGGCACGUUCGACGUGUCCAUCCUGACGAUCGACGACGGCAUCUUCGAGGUGAAGGCCACGGCGGGGGACACGCACCUGGGCGGCGAGGACUUCGACAACAGGCUGGUGAACCACUUCGUGGAGGAGUUCAAGAGGAAGCACAAGAAGGACAUCAGCCAGAACAAGCGGGCGGUGAGGCGGCUGCGCACGGCCUGCGAGCGGGCCAAGAGGACCCUGUCGUCCAGCACGCAGGCCAGCCUGGAGAUCGACUCCCUGUUCGAGGGCAUCGACUUCUACACGUCCAUCACCCGGGCGCGCUUCGAGGAGCUGUGCUCGGACCUGUUCCGCAGCACCCUGGAGCCGGUGGAGAAGGCUCUGCGCGACGCGAAGCUGGACAAGGCCCAGAUCCACGACCUGGUGCUGGUGGGGGGCUCGACGCGCAUCCCCAAGGUGCAGAAGCUGCUGCAGGACUUCUUCAACGGGCGCGACCUCAACAAGAGCAUCAACCCGGACGAGGCGGUGGCGUAUGGGGCGGCGGUGCAGGCGGCCAUCCUGAUGGGCGACAAGUCGGAGAACGUGCAGGACCUGCUGCUGCUGGACGUGGCCCCGCUGUCGCUGGGGCUGGAGACGGCCGGCGGCGUGAUGACGGCGCUGAUCAAGCGCAACUCCACCAUCCCCACCAAGCAGACGCAGAUCUUCACCACGUACUCGGACAACCAGCCGGGCGUGCUGAUCCAGGUGUACGAGGGCGAGAGGGCCAUGACGCGGGACAACAACCUGCUGGGGCGCUUCGAGCUGAGCGGCAUCCCGCCGGCCCCGCGGGGGGUGCCCCAGAUCGAGGUGACCUUCGACAUCGACGCCAACGGCAUCCUGAACGUCACGGCGACGGACAAGAGCACGGGCAAGGCCAACAAGAUCACCAUCACCAACGACAAGGGCCGGCUGAGCAAGGAGGAGAUCGAGCGCAUGGUGCAGGAGGCGGAGAAGUACAAAGCGGAGGACGAGAUCCAGCGCGAGAGGGUGUCGGCCAAGAACGCGCUGGAGUCGUACGCCUUCAACAUGAAGAGCGCCGUGGAGGAUGAGGGGCUCAAGGGCAAGAUCAGCGAGGCGGACAAGAAGAAGGUGCUGGACAAGUGUCAGGAGGUGAUUUCCUGGCUGGACGCCAACACGCUGGCCGAGAAGGACGAGUUUGAGCACAAGAGGAAGGAGCUGGAGCAGGUGUGUAACCCCAUCAUCAGCGGACUGUACCAGGGGGCGGGUGGCCCCGGGGCUGGCGGCUUUGGGGCUCAGGCCCCCAAAGGGGGCUCUGGGUCUGGCCCCACCAUCGAGGAGGUGGAUUAG
Sus scrofa (pig) is the source of this 1926-nucleotide messenger RNA. RefSeq names its product heat shock protein 70.2 (gene HSPA1B). Gene Ontology annotation, molecular function: ATP-dependent protein folding chaperone; ATP binding. NCBI's taxonomy places the organism in Eukaryota, Metazoa, Chordata, Mammalia, Artiodactyla, Suidae. The record is from RefSeq and is marked provisional.